Messenger RNA from Myiozetetes cayanensis, 840 nucleotides. Its product is annotated as translational activator of cytochrome c oxidase 1. Bases 17 to 715 code for a protein of 232 amino acids. Gene Ontology annotation, cellular component: mitochondrion. The record is from RefSeq and is a predicted model, not a curated record. Lineage: Eukaryota; Metazoa; Chordata; Aves; Passeriformes; Tyrannidae. The transcript has 5 exons.
GGGGUCCUGGCGCGCCAUGGCCGGGCACAACCGCUGGUCCAAGGUGAGGAACGUGAAGGGCCCGCGGGACGCCGAGCGGAGCCGCCUCUUCCAGCGCCUCGGGCAGAUGCUGCGCGCCGCCGCCAGAGAGGGGGGCUCAGACCCCUCCCGGAACGCUGCCCUGGCUCAGGUGGUGGAGCAGUGCCGAGCUCGGAACAUGCCCAAGGCCAACAUCGAGGCCGCCCUCAGGAGCGCCGAGCGCCAGGGCGGGGGGUCCCGGGUGCUGCUGGAGGCGCGAGGCCCGGGGGGCUCCGCGGUGCUGCUCGAGCUGCUCACGGACAACCCACGCAGGGCCCAGCACGAGAUCAGGGCCCUGCUCGCCAGGAACGGGGGGUCCCUGUGCGAGGGGUCCCGGCACGGCUUCGAGCCCACGGGGGUGGUGCGGGUGUCCCCCCGGGACGGGCGGGGCCGGGCGGUGUCCAUGGAGGCGGCGCUGAGGCGGCGCUGGCGGCCGGAGCCCAGGACGUCCCUGCAGUUCGUGUGUGCCCCGUCGUCGCUGCGCAGUGUCCGGGAGGGCCUGGAGGCCGCGGGGCUGCGCCCGCUCUCGGCCGGGCUCGAGUACGUGCCGGUGGCGCCGGUGGCGCUGCCCGAGGGGCCGCGGGCGCAGGCGGAGCAGCUGCUGCAGGCCCUGGGCGACCACCCCGACGUCGUCCAGCUCUACCACAACAUCCUCUAGGAAGCCCCCCGGGGCAGGGGGAGGUAAAAGAAAAGGGGGCAUGGCCUGGGGGGCGAAACCCCGCCCACUUAGCCUGCCACGCCCCCCUCCCCCUCUCGAUUUUAAUAAACGCUCGUUUGGUUGUG